UGGCCUUCAAUAUUCGACUCAUUGUUUGCUUGAUUUGAUUACAAAGAAUUAAAUAAUUAUCUGAACAAAUUAGUAUCGCUAAAAGGAGUAUUUUAUGUGUCUACUUCUACUACUGAAUAGUUGAGUCCCUCAGUCUUCUGUCAAGAAGGGCUUCAAUGGAGUUGAAACGCACAAAAGCAACGUGGCAUAAUCUCCCAAACCUUGCAAUAUCCAACAUCUUCUGCAAGUCCUCCAUUGAAGAUCGCCUCUUCAACCUUCCAUUCGUAUGCAAAUCAUGGGCCCACGUUUCUCGCGACCCUCGUUGCUGGGCCUCCAUGAUCGCCGACACUCACCCCCUCUCCGCCGAUGAUGCAUUCGUCAAAGCCUCCUUUCCGUACAGCUCCGCCUUUCCCGAUCCAUUCCGCGGCAGUCGUAGCGGCGGCGUCCUCCGCCUUCAAAUGCUCAUGGACAGAGCCGGCAGCGGAGCGGCCAUCACCUCUCUCUUCGUAUAUCCCUUUCUCAAUUCCGUUGGUGGGCCUAGCAAUGACGACGACGUUCUCACUCUGAUCGCCUGCCGAUGCCCUAACCUGAGAAACUUGUCAUUCCAUGGGUCUUACAAUGGCAGUGAAGGAGUGAUCCUGGAGCUGAUAGGGAAGUGCCGGAAAUUGGAGGUCAUUGACUUUUCCGAUUCGCCCUACUUCACCCCUGCAGUUUUAGAAGCGGUGAAGGGAUGUUGCCCUGACAUUAGGGGGAUCAGAAGGAACGGGGAAGUUGAUAGCCAAUUUUCAUCCCAUCUCGUCUCUUCUUCUUAUUCUUCUGGGUUUUCAGAUUUGAGGCUAAUUAACCUCUCAGAUUCAACAAUUGGGGACAUGGACCUGUUAAACAUACUGUGUAUGAAGAAGCUGCAGUACUUGGACAUCACACGCUGCCAGAAUCUGGUAAAGUACAUGGACCUCAUCAAGAGAGCUCAUGGCCGGAUACCUGAAAUUUGCUAUGACUAAGUAAGAGAGUUUGUGUAGGAUCAGUGAUUGCAGAGAUGAUUUUUAGGAUCACGAUGCUCUUGAAGAGUUGAAGUGCUUUUGAGAAAACAGCAUCAAUAUGAGAUUAUGUUAUAAGCAGGUUUAAUGUAAGAAUUAGUGAUCCGGCCAGCCGGACAAGACUAGCUAGCUGUCCGCCCGAGGGCUUUUGGGUUACUUCCGGAUGUAAUUUUUCUAUGCUUUUUUUUUAGAAAACAUGUUAUACAUCAAGUCUAGUUUAUUACUUUAUUCAUACUAAAUUUCAAUUAAAAAUUCAGGAAGACAGACCAAUAAAUUGUUGAAAC
Molecule: messenger RNA, 1300 nt
Organism: Cuscuta epithymum
Lineage: Eukaryota; Viridiplantae; Streptophyta; Magnoliopsida; Solanales; Convolvulaceae
Source: the annotation of a GenBank genome assembly